UUUUGAUAUAGUUCAUAUAGCUUUUAUGUAAUUGCUGACCCUAAUCAUUGAAGAAUGUCUGCUUGUUUCGUGUUUUGCUGCACAAUCACAGUCUUACUGAUGUUCUCAGUUGAAGGAGAAAGUUGCUCCGAAGGUACUUUAACCGAUGGAGCUGAAGACUGCUGCUAUGGUUUAGUCAAAAUUGGGAACAUUUGUAAAGCGUGUCCAGCUGGUUAUUUUGGAAAAAACUGCUCUAAUCCGUGUCCUUUACAAUUGUAUGGUCCAGACUGCACCCAAAUAUGCUAUUGUUCCUAUUGCCAUCCUGUCUAUGGAUGCGAUGCAAGGAACGAUACAGCAACACAGACUUAUCAAACUUUCAAACUAUCAACUUCUAUAUCAGAUGAGGUGAAUGAUUCCAAGACUAAAAUGGACACAAUGACACAAGAGCCUUCAAAAAUGAUGACAAUUAAUGUACCAGAUGAAGUGAAAGAUUUAAAACGGAUUAUAAUCUUAUCGUGUGGGACUUUAAUAUCCGUGGUGCUUCUGUUGUUGAUGAUACGCGAAAUACGCAGAUAUACCUUACUAUAAAUCCGACCAGUCAAAUAUCAACAAUUUUUCGAUAAUAAUAAAUCUAUUCAGAUUUAGCAGUAACCCAAAUCGACAUCCAAUUGAACGAACAUUAUUGGUAUCGCCAAACAAGCUAAAGAUGAGACUAAACAUUACACUUAAAAUGCAAGAAUUGAUGCCAAAGAAUAUUGAACAAGGACCGUAAAAACCAGCGGAUGGGGCAUGCCAUAUUGUUGAGUAUCACAGGUUUGAUAAUUAGCGGAAGAUAUCCCAUCUUUGACACUUUGUGAAUGCAUACUACUUGCCAAAUUAUCAUGUUUUAUAAGUUCAGAUCGAUUUUAGCCACAAUACUGAGUUUUCCAUUUUUAUAUUGCAUAAUUAGGAUCGUGGCAAAUUCUGUAUGUUUAUUUAGUCACAAUCCUUUCUAACACAUGAUUGUAUUGUGUUUUUUGUCUGUUGUAUUUUGAACUGUUUUAAUAGUUUUUUUGGCAUGAUACUUUAUUAUUCAUGCAGGCUUAAUAAAAUACCAUUUCAA
Messenger RNA from Magallana angulata, 1081 nucleotides. RefSeq lists its product as uncharacterized. Lineage: Eukaryota; Metazoa; Mollusca; Bivalvia; Ostreida; Ostreidae. The record is from RefSeq and is a predicted model, not a curated record. The transcript has 5 exons. Bases 55 to 567 code for a protein of 170 amino acids.